This is a messenger RNA of Ilex paraguariensis (yerba mate), 498 nucleotides long. The record is from the annotation of a GenBank genome assembly. Lineage: Eukaryota; Viridiplantae; Streptophyta; Magnoliopsida; Aquifoliales; Aquifoliaceae.
AUGCAAGAACAAUCCAGUAAGCUAUCAGAACAAGGCAAGGGAUUCCAAGAUAACUAUCCUCCUGUCUACAACAGCUUCACUGAUUAUGUCAACUCGCAGAUGUCGACAAUAGGCAGGGCGAGGUCAUGGCAAGACCAAAAAUCCCUAUUCGGGAUGAGAAUCAAUCCUAAGAAGCUCCCUGGAGAAAGGAAAGUCAAUCCAGAACAAACAUCUUUUUCCGGUGAUCUUAAGGAAUUCAUCAAUGAUAUGCAGCUAGGGCUAGGAGGAGAUGGGAACAACGGAAGUUCAACCUACUGCCCAUUUCAUGGCUACAAUUUAAAGGACAAGUCGAAAGUUUUGACGGAUGAUGAUGACACUCGACAUGACAAUAGUGAAGCAAGCGCGCGGGAUAUGANGGACAAGUCGAAAGUUUUGACGGAUGAUGAUGACACUCGACAUGACAAUAGUGAAGUAAGCGCGCGGGAUAUAAAGUACAUGCUUUUAGUAGGUGUUCAGUAG